AUGGAAGCAAACGGAGAGUCAGUCGCCGAGAAUUCGGCUGACAAUUUGCAACCGAACGAUUUCGAUUCAAAGAAUACCGAACCCAACGCUAUCGAUGUCGAUGUUUGCGCAGAUUCAAAACUAAACGAAACAGAUAAUAGCGAAUGUGAUGGAAACAAACAAGCAUGUCAAGAAGAUAACAAGGAAUCCAGUACCAAUGUCGAGGAUAAAAUUCCGUCGACUGGUUUGAUGCGCAGCCGUAGCAUUUCUCGCCAUAGCCACACAUCGCAACAAGACCAUGAUCACCAUGGCAGGGAACGUAGCGGAUCAGAAGUUAGUGAAGCCAAUUCACGAAAAAGUCGCAGCACAUCACGCCACAGUCGUCGGACACGUUCGCGUAAUCGUAGCACGUCUAGCGUUAGUCGCAGCCGCAGCCGCUCCGGAAGUCGCAAUUCAUCGCAUCGAAGUGGCAGCCGGCGCGUCCGAACGCCGUCGCGUUCGCGAUCUCGUUCUGGUUCAGGAUCUCGUUCUCGCUCCCGUUCUCGUUCACGCUCCCACUCACGUUCGCAAUCGCGUUCACGAUCUCGUUCCCGUUCGGGUUCUGGUUCAAGAUCUCGCUCUCGUUCCGGAUCAGCUUCUCGUUCCAGUUCCGGUUCUCGUUCACGUUCUCGUUCCCGGUCUCGUUCACGAGCCCGUUCGCGCUCCGGAACUGCAUCGAGCUCACGCUCACGUUCCUCUAAAUCCAAAUCCGGAAGCCGAAGCGUUAGUCGUAGCGUGAGCCGUAGCGUUAGUCGCAGUCAAAGCCGCGAUAGCUCGCGUUCUGUAUCCCGCAGCAAGAGUCCAUCCAUGGCAACGGGAGGCGGAAAUCGCAGCGAAGGGGAAAGUGCUGCCGGUCCGAGUAAUUCCGGCGGUGGAAAACACAUUAAGCAACCAAAACGUAUCAUAGAUUCCGAUGAUGAAGAUAACGACGAAGAAGUCGGCACCCGAAACGACGAUAAAAGACAAGACGAUCCAGAUGAAGUUAGUUCUGUUGCAGAUGAUGCAGAACCUUCGCACAAGGCGAACAAACAGGCCAUCAUUGAUUCCGAUGAUGAUGGCAUCAAAGAUGAUGGUUCAGAAAGGGGGCAGUUUAUGUCAGAUUUUGACAUUAUGAUGGCGCGUAAAAAGGAAGAAAAGUCGCGACGCCGCAAACGUAACGAUAUUGACUUGAUCAAUGACAAUGACGAUCUGAUUGCGCAGUUGUUACAGCGGAUGCGCCAGGCGGCUGAACAAGAUCGGCAAUUAAACUUGGAAAGCAAACCGGCCACGAAAAAAAUCGCUAUGCUGAAGUAUGUUAUGUCGCAGCUUAUCAAAAAGGACUUGCAGCUGGCAUUCCUCGAACACAACGUAUUGAACGUGUUGACCGACUGGAUUGCACCACUGCCCAACAAAGCACUACCGUGCUUGCAGAUUCGAGAGAGUAUUCUCAAGCUGCUAUCAGAUUUUCCUACCAUCGACAAGUCAUACUUGAAACAGUCUGGAAUUGGAAAAGCGGUUAUGUACUUGUACAAACACCCGAACGAAACGAAGGCCAACCGUGAACGAGCCGGUCGAUUGAUAAAUGAUUGGUCUCGUCCAAUCUUUAACCUUAGCACUGACUUCAAGGCAAUGUCGCGCGAAGAACGCCAGCAGCGGGAUCUGCAGCACAUGCCACGCAAACGCAAACCAUCCCCAGAUUCAUCUGCUUCGACAAGCAAGAACCAGAAGGGCUUGCCGUUCACCGAAGCCGAAAAAGGGGCUCUUCGACCGGGGGAUAAAGGCUGGGUGCAGCGUGCUAGAGUUCCGAUGCCAUCCGACAAAGAGUACAUCGUUCGACCAAAAUCGAAAAUCGAUGUCGAUAUGAGCAGUAUUCCUAAGAAGAAGCUGAACCGUUACGAAAAACAUCUUAAGAAAUUCAUCGAUCAAAAGAGACUGAACUCUACGCGUCGAGCGGUAGACAUUUCCAUCGAAGGGCGUAAAAUGGCGCUUUAG
Messenger RNA from Anopheles marshallii, 1989 nucleotides. RefSeq names its product IWS1-like protein. Gene Ontology annotation, biological process: poly(A)+ mRNA export from nucleus. NCBI's taxonomy places the organism in Eukaryota, Metazoa, Arthropoda, Insecta, Diptera, Culicidae. Gene Ontology annotation, cellular component: nucleus. The record is from RefSeq and is a predicted model, not a curated record. The transcript is spliced from 5 exons. Bases 1 to 1989 code for a protein of 662 amino acids.